Hordeum vulgare subsp. vulgare (domesticated barley) is the source of this 1610-nucleotide messenger RNA. RefSeq lists its product as uncharacterized. The record is from RefSeq and is a predicted model, not a curated record. NCBI's taxonomy places the organism in Eukaryota, Viridiplantae, Streptophyta, Magnoliopsida, Poales, Poaceae. The transcript has 3 exons. The coding region runs from base 51 to 1586 and encodes 511 amino acids.
UAGACACAAUACAAAUCUUGGAGGAAGAAAAUUAGACCGGGAACAAGGAGAUGCAAGGGACCCUGUCGACACACGUGGAUGAGGAGAAGGAGGUGCUGACUCAUGAGGCGAGCGAGGUGUCUGAUGAGGAGACGGAGGUGCCGACACCGACUCAUGAGGUGAGCGAGGUGUCUGAUGAGGAGAAGCAGGUGCUGACUCAUGAGGUGAGCGAGGUGUCUGAUGAGGAGAAGGAGGUGCUGACUCAUGAGGAUGAUGAGGUGAGCGAGGUGUCUGAUGAGGAGAAGGAGGACAAGACCAUGAUCUCCAAGCGGCAGAUCAGGAAGCUCUGUGAGGAACUGCAAGGGACGCUGGAUUACCUGAGACUCGACAUCGAGCCGGCAGCCCCGCUAAGGGAGCCGACCCAAGACGGCGAGGGGAUAAUCCACACCAUCUUAGAGCAGUUCAAGGAUCUGCGCCGCCGCACCAACAGGCUGAGCUGGAAGCUGCUGCCUUUCUAUGAAAGGUACGAGGAGGAGCAGGCAAAGCGGGAUUCGUACGAGGGGUUGGACGAAGAAGAGACGGCGAGGAAGAAGAUGGACAAGGAAGAAAAGUUGUUCGACAGCUACCGCCAAGGCACCGAGUUCUCAUCCCGCCGCGUCACCUUCACGCGGGAGACUACAUUGAGCCCCAUGUACUUCACCCAUUGCACGCCCGGCCUGCCCCUACCCUGCAAUGCUGAGACGGAAGAGGGGAUCAGCCUGCAGGUCUACUCGUUCAAGAUCAGCGAGAUCAGGCACGACCUGCGGUGGCCGCUCCAAGUGUAUGGUGUCGUCGCUGCGCGAGACAACUCGGACCGCAAGCGAAACAUCAUCUUUGAUCGGCCGAGGCACGAAUGCCAGGAGCUCACGGCAGAUGAUCCCUUUUUGCGUUUGACCGGCCCGUCUCGGGCGAUUAUGGCUCUGAGCCCAGUUGAUUUUGAGGUCCAGCUGAAACUUAAGGGCGCGACAGAGUCCGAGUGUGAAGACAGAUCACUGAUGAACCGUAGAGAACAUUACACCGAUUGCCCUAGUGCUGAUUGCUUAGAGACUCUCACCUUUGAAAACUGCCUGUGCACAGCGGAGUUAAGAGUGGAGGAGCUUUAUGGUUCGGUGCAGGCCACUUUUGUGAGUGUCCGCGUCGUCCGUGGAGGUCCAUGGCCUUUUGAAUAUGGAGGCCGGAUUGCUUGCUCCUCACCACCUCACGAAGUUGUGUGCGUGGAUCCUCAAGGCAUUGCACAAGUUGUUGAUGAUUCGUCAUGCUUCCAAGUUGUGCUGCUCGAUUCUCGUGACUUCGUGUGUGGAAAAAUGCCAGUUGGCAAAUACGGUUACCUCGAUCUGUCAAGGCGGCUUGUUUCCGUCCAACUACGGAAAGAGAACUCCCGACAAUACCAAGAUAGCCUCAAAGUUUUCUUUCAAGCCUACUCAAAGUCUGGUGGUAUUACGGCGCAAGCUCAUGUCAAGAUCAGGCCCAAGGCUUGCAACAUAAGUCAACACACUUGCGACCUCGGUGGCUCUAAGCUGGAGAUUACCAUUGCUUGGUCAGCCAUUGUUAGGACCGACCUAUGUUAGUACGGUAUAUGCAUGUUCCUCUUG